Molecule: messenger RNA, 2907 nt
Organism: Saccharomycopsis crataegensis
Lineage: Eukaryota; Fungi; Ascomycota; Saccharomycetes; Ascoideales; Saccharomycopsidaceae
Gene: SPT5
Product: transcription elongation factor SPT5
Exons: 1
Coding region: 1-2907 (968 amino acids)
Biological process (GO): transcription elongation by RNA polymerase II; transcription elongation-coupled chromatin remodeling; regulation of transcription by RNA polymerase II
Cellular component (GO): DSIF complex
Molecular function (GO): protein binding; mRNA binding
Source: RefSeq, a predicted model, not a curated record
AUGAGCAGUGACGGCGAAGAAGACAGAAGAAUCGACAUCAAGGAGGACGAGGACGACGAUGUCCGUGGGGUCGACGAUAUUGUCAAGGCCAAAUACAGCGAUGAUGAUGACGAAGAAGACGACGAUUACGACGAUGACGACGACGAAGAUAUCAGGUCGCAUAAAAAGGCGCGUCGUAAUCGAUUCAUUGAUGAUAUUGCCGAAGUCAGUGAAGAUGAAGACGAAGACGAAGAUGAUGAGGAAGCUGCGAAUUUCAGAGAAGAGUUUAUCGCUGGUGACCACGAUGACGAGGCAGAAUCCGGACCAACAAAGGACAUUGUCCAUCGUAAAGUCGACCGGGCCCGUGAGAAGGAAAGAAGCGAGGACAUGGAGGCGCUUGCUAGGGAUUAUAAGGAAAGAUAUGGGAAGUCCUCCCAAAGAUACCGUGGGGACCGUGUCAUGGUGUCUCAAAAGCUUUUGAUGCCUUCGGUCAAUGACCCUAAUAUUUGGGCAGUCCGUGUCACUCCUGGCAAAGAAACCAGUUUGAUUAGACAAAUCAUGAAAAAAAAAAUUAGUUUGGAAAUGACCAAGAACCCAUUGGAGAUUUAUUCGGCGUUCCAAAGAGACAAUUUCACCGGGUAUAUUUAUAUCGAAGCCAGAAAGAUUGAAGCGGUCAACCAAGCAGUUAAAGGGUUGGUCAAUGUGUACACUUCCAGAGGGUUCUUACUUGUGCCGGUGGCCGAGUACCCUGAUUUGUUAAGACCAACCAGAUCCACCGAUGUCGAAAUGGUGCCAGGGAUUUACGUCAGAAUUAAAAGAGGGCUUUACAAAAAUGAUUUGGCGAUUGUCGAAGAUAUCAGUGAAAACGGGUUGGAAGUGUUGUGUAAAGUGGUGCCUAGAUUGGAUUAUGGUAGAUACGAUGAAUUUGACGAAUCUGGGAAACGUAAAAGACAGUCUAAUAAAUACAGACCUCCUGCAAGAUUAUUCAACGAAAUGGAAGCCAAAAAAUACGAUCUUAAACACCCAAUCACUAAAGAAGGUCAUAACGUAUUCAGGUAUAAAACCGAGCGUUAUAAAGAUGGGUUCUUAUACAAAGAUUUUAAGAUCCAGUACUUACAAACUAACGAAGUCAACCCUUCAUUGUCGGAAUUGUCAAAGUUUAACGUCAAUGACGAAGGGAUUGAUUUAUCAACCAUUGCCCAAUCUUUGAAACAAUCUAACCAAUCUUCCACUACUUUCCAACCAGGUGAUAGAAUUGAGGUGGUCAAAGGUGAACAAAAAGGUAUCAAAGGGUUUGUUUCGUCGGCAGAACGGAAAGAUGUCAUUAGUAUCAAAAUUGAUUCUAGCGAUUCUGGCUUGAAAGACAGAAUUACCGAAAUCCCUGCUUCCAACAUCAGAAAGAUUUUCGAAAGUGGUGAUCACGUUAGAGUCAUUCAUGGUAAACAUCUUGAUGAGACAGGGUUGGUGUUAGACGUCAAUAACCAUCAAGUCACGUUAGUGUCUGACCAAACCCAAAAGGAUAUCACGGUGUUUUCUAACUAUUUAAUUAAAUCUACAGAUAGUACCGGGAACAACGCCGGUGGGCAAUAUGAGCUCCAUGAUUUGGUGCAAUUAAAUUUGCAGAACUUUGGGAUUAUCAUCAAGGCUGACAAACAAGUUUUCCUGGUGUUAUGUCAAGAUGGUAGAGUGGUUGCUGCCACCCCAUCGUCAAUAUCUAACAAGAUUAACUUGUUGAGAGAUCAAACCAUGUCCACAGAUGCCAAUGGGUUGGAAAUUAAGGUGGGUGAUACUGUCAAAGAACGUGCUGGGGAAAGAAGGCAAGGUACAAUUUUGCAUAUUUUCAAGGCGGUAUUAUUUUUGAAAUCACGAACCAUCGUCGAAAACACCGGGAUUUUCGUCACCAAUUCGGUAAACGUUACCACGAUUUCCUCCAAGGGUAGUUUAUCCACGGUUUUCAAGGCCCCUGAUAUUAGUAAAAUGAACCCAAAGCUUCAAGUGGAUAAGAAUAGGCAAGCUGCCCCAGUGGCCCAAACCGUGGGAAGAGAUAAGUCUAUCAAUAUGAAGGUCACCAUCAAUUCUGGCCCAUACAAGACAUAUCAAGGGAUCAUUAAGGAUGCUAAUGGGGACAUUGCCAGAGUGGAACUCCAUACCAAAAACAAGAUUAUUUCCAUAGACAAGAGAAAACUUAGUUUCCAUCAAAAGAAUGGCCAAGUCGAACCAUACGAAACUUGGAGCAUGAGCACCAUGAGAUCUGGUGGAGCGUUUGGCAAUAAUGGUGUUUCCAGUUACUCAAAUGCUAUUAACAAUGGAAGCGGCACGGCGUACGGUAAUGGUAGUGGUGGUGGUAAUAAAAGUUCGUGGGCUGGCCAAUCCAGCGGAACUUGGUACGGGGGUGGUACUGCUUAUGGUGGUAAUUCUGCUGGCAAUAGAACCGCCUACGGUGGUAGUGGUGGUGGUAAUCGUACUGCUUAUGGUGGAGGUACUGCUUAUGGAGGACGUACUCCUGCAGCAGGCGCCCGUACUCCUGCCUGGAGUUCAAGAACUAGUGCCGGUGACAGUGGUAAUCGUACUGCUUAUGGUGGAGGAACCGCCUAUGGUGGUGGUACUACUUAUGGCGGAGGUACUGCUUAUGGUGGGGGUACUGCCUACGGGAACCGUACCUCUUAUGGUGGAGCUACCUCUUACGGUGGGGCCACUUCCUAUGGUGGAGCUACUUCUUAUGGUGGGGCCACGUCUUAUGGAAAUGCCUCAUCUUGGAACCAACACGGUCACGAAAAUAGUGCCCCAACUCCUGGUGUAACCAGCCAUACUCCUGGAAUGAGUGCUCCAACCCCUGGCGGGGACUGGACUGCUGAAACUCCAUCUACUUAUGAUCGAGCCGCACCAACUCCUGGCGGUGGUGGAGGGUAUGAUGAUUAUGAUGAGUAA